Aspergillus fijiensis CBS 313.89 is the source of this 651-nucleotide messenger RNA. RefSeq lists its product as uncharacterized. The transcript has a single exon. The coding region runs from base 1 to 651 and encodes 216 amino acids. NCBI's taxonomy places the organism in Eukaryota, Fungi, Ascomycota, Eurotiomycetes, Eurotiales, Aspergillaceae. The record is from RefSeq and is a predicted model, not a curated record.
AUGUUGCUUAUAAAGGCUUCGAUCCUGACGUUAAAUUUAUUCUCUGGACUAUCGUCGGCCCAGCCUUCUACGCCACCUUCGGAUGGCAAUGGCGUACAGUUGAGUGACGGGCAGCGGCUGCCUGAUUACUGGUUUGCCUACGAUCUCGAUGACGCCGAAGCCUCGGCUGCCCCCGUCCUCGAGGCGGCUUACGAGCAAACCACCAACACGGCCAUCAAUAAAUUGGCCGUCCGUGAGCCCGUCCAGGUCUGUGAAAGCACCCUCUCCCGCAUGGCCCAGUGCGCGACUAUUGCAGGGGCUGUUUUCAGCUGGAGCGCGGCGAUUGCAGGGGCGGCCUGGGCGUGGUCCCAACAUAAAGAUUGCAGUCUCCACUCUGGCACGAUCGACGGCUGGCAGUACGAGUUCCAUGCUACCGGGCGCAAUUGCGACACCACCGCCCAGCAGAAGACCAUCCAUGGUGCCAUCUAUCACUAUCUUUCCGCGAUCGAGGGCAACACUGUCUGCGGCACACAGUGUCUGUCACUAAAGCAUGGAGGCAGCUAUGCCGGCUACCUGAAGUUUGGCAAGGUAGGCGUCUUUGAUUCCGGCGCCUACUGUGGCCCAACCCUGCAUUUCGAAAAUUGUGCCUCAGGUGGCGUGAACAGCUUCUAA